This is a messenger RNA of Saccostrea cuccullata (small rock oyster), 587 nucleotides long. RefSeq names its product perlucin-like protein. NCBI's taxonomy places the organism in Eukaryota, Metazoa, Mollusca, Bivalvia, Ostreida, Ostreidae. Gene Ontology annotation, molecular function: carbohydrate binding. Gene Ontology annotation, cellular component: external side of plasma membrane. Gene Ontology annotation, biological process: biological process involved in interspecies interaction between organisms. The transcript has 5 exons. Bases 1 to 549 code for a protein of 182 amino acids. The record is from RefSeq and is a predicted model, not a curated record.
AUGAAUUCAUUUAUUGCGGUCGUUCUUUUAGUAUGCGUCCUUGCAGUUGUUGAGGCAAGCUACAAUUACGCCCCUAAAUACAGCAAAUUCGGGUAUGUAGCCGCCAAGGUUGCUUCAGGCACUUGUCCAUACGGAUGGUCACUGUACCACGGCAGCUGUUAUUAUUUCAGCCGAGACAAACUCACAUGGUGGCAGGCAGAGAUGAGAUGUGCGUCCAUGGGAGGAUUCUUAUGUAAUGUGGAUGAAGCUCAUGAAAAUACAUACGUCAGACAUCAUCUGGCCAUGUAUGGAGUGUCCCCUGGAGCCUGGAUGUCCCUGAACGACUGUCUCUACCCUAACGCUCACAGAUGGAGAUGGGGAUUCACGAAAAGGCGAUGCCACAAGUUUGACUGGUACGGUAGUGAGCCCGUGUACCACAAAGAAGGGGACUGGAAUUGUGGAGUUUUCUGGCAGCAUUACAAAUACCACUGGCAUGUGGACAGCUGUUCUCAUAAGAACUACUAUGUCUGUGAGAUGAAACUGGGAAAACCUUGCAAGUGCCAAUAUUAAAUAUAGAGUCUUGUAUGCAAUAUUAAAAAUAAAAUUGG